Lepus europaeus (European hare) is the source of this 3764-nucleotide messenger RNA. RefSeq names its product Ras protein specific guanine nucleotide releasing factor 2 (gene RASGRF2). Gene Ontology annotation, molecular function: guanyl-nucleotide exchange factor activity; protein binding. The record is from RefSeq and is a predicted model, not a curated record. Gene Ontology annotation, cellular component: plasma membrane. The transcript has 27 exons. Lineage: Eukaryota; Metazoa; Chordata; Mammalia; Lagomorpha; Leporidae. The coding region runs from base 1 to 3600 and encodes 1199 amino acids. Gene Ontology annotation, biological process: Ras protein signal transduction; positive regulation of GTPase activity.
AUGCAGAAGAGCGUGCGCUACAACGAGGGGCACGCGCUGUACCUCGCUUUCCUGGCGCGCAAGGAGGGCACCAAGCGCGGCUUCCUCAGCAAGAAGGCGGCCGAGGCGAGCCGCUGGCACGAGAAGUGGUUCGCGCUGUACCAGAAUGUGCUCUUCUACUUCGAGGGCGAGCAGAGCGGCCGCCCGGCGGGCAUGUACCUCCUGGAAGGCUGCAGCUGCGAGCGCACGCCCGCGCCCCCCAGAGCCGGCACGGGGCCCGGAGGCGCCCGGGACGCGCUGGACAAGCAGUAUUACUUCACUGUUCUUUUUGGCCACGAGGGGCAGAAGCCGCUGGAGCUGCGCUGCGAGGAGGAGCAGGACGGCAGAGAGUGGACGGAGGCCAUCCACCGGGCCAGUUACGCAGACAUUCUGAUUGAGAGGGAAGUUCUGAUGCAGAAGUAUAUUCACCUAGUUCAGAUUGUAGAGACAGAAAAAAUUGCAGCUAACCAACUUCGCCAUCAACUUGAAGACCAGGACACGGAAAUCGAAAGGCUGAAGUCAGAGAUCAUCGCUCUCAAUAAAACCAAGGAGCGGAUGCGCCCUUACCACAGCAACCAAGAAGACGAGGACCCAGACAUCAAGAAGAUCAAAAAGGUGCAGAGCUUCAUGCGCGGGUGGCUGUGUCGCAGGAAGUGGAAGACCAUCGUGCAGGACUACAUCUGCUCCCCGCACGCCGAGAGCAUGCGGAAGCGCAACCAGAUCGUGUUCGCCAUGGUGGAGGCGGAGUCCGAGUACGUCCACCAGCUGCACGUGCUGGUCAACGGCUUCCUCCGGCCCCUGCGCAUGGCGGCCAGCUCCAAGAGGCCCCCCAUCAGCCACGACGAUGUCAGCAGUAUUUUUCUCAACAGUGAGACGAUCAUGUUUCUCCAUGAAAUCUUUCACCAAGGCCUGAAGGCAAGGAUCGCGAACUGGCCCACUUUAAUCUUGGCUGAUCUGUUUGAUAUUUUGCUCCCCAUGCUGAAUAUUUAUCAAGAAUUUGUGCGCAAUCACCAGUACAGCCUCCAAGUCCUUGCCAACUGUAAGCAGAACAGAGACUUUGACAAACUCCUGAAGCAGUACGAAGCCAACCCUGCCUGCGAGGGGAGGAUGCUGGAGACCUUCCUCACCUACCCCAUGUUCCAGAUCCCCAGGUACAUCAUCACGCUGCACGAGCUGCUGGCCCACACGCCCCACGAACACGUGGAGAGGAAGAGUCUUGAGUUCGCGAAGUCGAAGCUGGAGGAGCUGUCCAGGGUCAUGCAUGACGAGGUGAGUGACACCGAGAACAUCAGGAAGAACCUGGCCAUCGAGAGGAUGAUCGUGGAGGGCUGUGACAUUUUGCUGGACACCAGCCAGACCUUCAUUCGCCAAGGCUCUCUCAUUCAAGUACCUUCCGUUGAGCGGGGGAAGCUGAGCAAGGUGCGCCUGGGUUCGCUGUCUCUGAAGAAGGAAGGCGAGAGGCAGUGCUUUCUGUUUACCAAGCACUUCCUGAUUUGCACCAGGAGCUCCGGGGGAAAGCUGCACCUGCUCAAGACAGGCGGGGUGCUGUCGCUCAUGGAGUGCACGCUCAUCGAGGAGCCCGACGCCAGCGACGAUGACGCCAAGGGCUCCGGGCAGGUGUUUGGACACCUGGACUUUAAGAUCGUGGUGGAGCCGCCGGAAGCCGCCCCCUUCACCGUGGUCCUGCUCGCGCCCUCGCGCCAGGAGAAGGCGGCCUGGAUGAGCGACAUAAGCCAGUGUGUGGACAACAUCCGAUGUAACGGCUUGAUGACCAUAGUGUUUGAAGAGAAUUCCAAAGUCACAGUGCCACACAUGAUCAAGUCGGACGCCCGUCUGCACAAGGACGACACGGACAUCUGCUUUAGCAAGACGCUCAACUCCUGCAAGGUGCCCCAGAUCCGCUACGCCAGCGUGGAGCGCCUGCUGGAGCGGCUCACCGACCUGCGCUUCCUCAGCAUCGACUUCCUCAACACCUUCCUGCACACCUACCGCAUCUUCACCACGGCCGCCGUGGUGCUGGGCACGCUCGCCGACAUCUACAAGAGGCCCUUCACCUCCAUCCCCGCCAGGUCUCUGGAGCUGUUCUUUGCCACCAGCCAGGGCAGCAGAGGGGAACACCUGGUGGAUGGCAAAUCCCCCCGGCUGUGCCGCAAGUUCUCCUCGCCACCGCCACUGGCUGCGUCCAGGACGUCCUCCCCCGUGAGGGCCAGGAAGCUGUCCUUGACGUCGCCCCUGAACUCCAGGAUCGGGGCCUUGGACCUGACCCCUUCCUCGGCGUCCAGCAGCCCGACCGCCACCCACAGCCCCACGGCGUCCCCACCACCGCACACGGCCCCGGCACCAGCGCCAGCACCAGCGGAGCGAGCAGGCGCUGACAGCUGCCCUGCUCCCACGGACGCCGUGGAGCUCUCCCCUUGCCGAUCGCCCUGCACCCCGCGGCACAUGCGCUACCGCCAGCCUGGAGGACAGCCCGCUGACAGUGCCUACUGCUCCGUGUCACCCGCCUCUGCUUUUGCCAUUGCCACAGCUGCAGCAGGACACGGGAGUCCACCAGGUUUUAACAACACCGAGAGAACCUGCGACAAAGAGUUCAUCAUUCGGAGAACGGCCACCAACCGGGUCCUGAACGUCCUCCGGCACUGGGUCUCCAAGCACGCGCAGGACUUCGAGCUCAACAAUGAGCUGAAGAUGAAUGUGCUGAACCUGCUGGAGGAAGUCCUGCGCGACCCCGACCUCCUUCCCCAGGAGAGGAAGGCGACAGCCAACAUCCUGAGGGCCCUUUCACAAGAUGAUCAAGAUGACGUCCACCUAAAACUAGAGGAUAUAAUUCAGACGGCGGACUGUCCGAAGGCCGAGUGCUUUGAGACCCUGUCGGCCAUGGAGCUGGCUGAGCAGAUCACGCUGCUGGACCACGUCAUCUUCAGGAGCAUCCCCUACGAGGAGUUCCUCGGGCAGGGCUGGAUGAAGCUGGAUAAGAACGAGAGAACCCCGUACAUCGUGAGAACCAGCCAGCACUUCAAUGACAUGAGUAACCUGGUGGCCUCCCAGAUAAUGAAUUACGCCGACAUCAGCUCCCGCGCCAACGCCAUCGAGAAGUGGGUGGCGGUGGCCGACAUUUGCCGAUGCCUGCACAACUACAACGGCGUGCUGGAGAUCAGCUCUGCCUUAAACAGGAGCGCCAUCUACAGGCUGAAGAAGACCUGGGCCAAGGUGUCCAAGCAGACGAAGGCUCUAAUGGACAAGCUACAGAAGACGGUCUCAUCGGAAGGAAGAUUUAAAAACCUCAGAGAAACCCUGAAGAACUGUAACCCGCCCGCAGUGCCCUACCUCGGGAUGUACCUGACGGACCUGGCCUUCAUCGAAGAAGGGACCCCCGACUUCACCGAGGAAGGCCUCGUCAACUUCUCCAAGAUGAGAAUGAUCUCACACAUCAUCCGAGAGAUACGCCAGUUCCAGCAGACUUCCUACCGGAUAGACCAUCAGCCAAAGGUCACUCAGUACUUGCUGGACAAAGCGCUUGUCAUAGACGAAGAGACGCUGUAUGAGCUGUCACUCAAGAUUGAGCCUCGACUCCCUGCUUGAAGACCUGGCCUUGCCCCCGAGGCCCCGGCAUUGUCACGGAGGGCGGACGGACCGAUCUACGCAUGCACACGGCACACCAGGCAGCAGGCACGGGGAGACGCCGCCAGUCUCCCACUGCACCCACAGAGAUGCAGCCAGGCUGGGGUUCUGCCUCCAGCCAGAGA